Strongyloides ratti is the source of this 1104-nucleotide messenger RNA. RefSeq names its product Homeobox domain and Homeodomain-like and Homeodomain, metazoa-containing protein. The record is from RefSeq and is a predicted model, not a curated record. Gene Ontology annotation, biological process: regulation of DNA-templated transcription. The transcript has 2 exons. Gene Ontology annotation, molecular function: DNA-binding transcription factor activity, RNA polymerase II-specific; DNA binding. The coding region runs from base 1 to 1104 and encodes 367 amino acids. Lineage: Eukaryota; Metazoa; Nematoda; Chromadorea; Rhabditida; Strongyloididae.
AUGAUAGAUCCUAAAAGUUUAUUUCUUAAUCCAUUUAUAUGUGCUGAUCCAAAUGCUUUAAAUAUAUUACAAAAUUCAUUAAAUAAUUCACAUAAAUUAUCAAGUAAUUCAAAUACCAGUGGUGGAAAUUCUUUUAGAAUAUUAGAUAUACUAGAACCAAACUCUUCAAAUGGAGGAAUGUCUAAAUUAUUAUUUAAUAAUCAAAUCAACCAACAAUUUAAUUCUCCAUCAUCAUUAUCUAAUAAAGAUAUUUUAUUAUCUUGUCCAAAAGAUUUAGAUAGAGAAAGUAUAUCUAUUGAUAGAUCUCCAACCCGUUCCCCAAGUUCUUUACGCUCUAAUAGUCCAUCACAAACAGAUUCUGGAAAUAAUUCUUUUACAUCUAGUAAAAAAUGUCGGAAAGCAAGAACUAUAUUUACAGAUAAACAAUUACAAGAACUUGAAAAUACUUUUGAAAAACAAAAAUAUCUUUCAGUUCAAGAUCGUAUGGAUUUAGCACAAAGGAUGGGUUUAAGUGAUACACAAGUAAAAACAUGGUAUCAAAAUAGGAGAACAAAAUGGAAGAGGCAAGCUUCUGUUGGGAUGGAGUUAUUGAAUGAGGCAAGUAAUGUUGCUGCUGUUCAAAAUUUAAUAAGAACAAAUCCUUAUUGGGCUAAUUAUUUUGCCAAUCACCAAAUGAUGGCACUAGCAACAGGAGGUAGUAAUAAUAAUAAUGGAGGUACAAAACUUAUUGGAAAUAAUGGAUUACCAUCAAAUAAUACUGGUUUUAUAAGAGCUCCAACAAUAUUAGGAACUCCUGGUAUUGGGAGUACAGGAAAUUUUUUAAAUUUUUCAAAUCCAUCAUUUAUUGGUGAACAGGGAUUGUCAUGUGGAGGUAAUGGUGGAUUACCAAAUUUACCAAUAUUCUUUCAAAUGCCAGGAUCAUUUGGAAAUGUUGAUAUUAGUAGUUCUAUUAUUAAUUCAAAUACAGCAUCUAUUGUUAGUACAAAUAAUUCAACAACCUCCGAAGAAACAUCUCCAAUAAAAGAUAAAAUUAAUGGUGAGAAGGAUAAUGAAGAAAAGGAGGAAAAAAAAAAUAAAGAGGAAGGUUCUGAUGAAUCAUCAUAA